CGUGUAGACAACUUGCCCCGCCUCCCCAAACGGACGCGCUAAAUUUGGGCGUGUUUCGGCCUCUCUGAUAGGCCGCUGUUUCAGGGUUUCAGGGACAGCCGCUAGAGUCCCACUGAUGACGACAUGAUCGGCAUACAAGUGUGCCCUGGAUUUGGAGGGGUAACUAAUGGACGGGGCGGCUGCGGCGGGGUUCGGACUGUUGGGUUUCGCAUUGAUCUUCUUCCGCCAGGCACAGUUUGAGCAUAAACUGGAGAAAACGCAUGCAGUUCCUAGUCUCUUACCCACAACCAUCCUCUCGAGUCACCCGCAACGCAUCGAACUGAAGACGAUCUUGGUCCCAUCCGCUUGGCAAAACACCGAAGACACCAUCGAGCAGCUACCUACAACCGUCACAAUGGGCAAGAUCAACACUAUCCUCCUCGACUGCGACAACACCCUCGUCCUGUCCGAGGAGCUCGCGUUCGAAGGCUGCGCGGACCUGAUCAACGAGAUCGCAAAAACCAAGAAUGUCCCGCUAGAGCGGCCCUUCACGGGCGAGUCGCUCAUCAUCGAGUUCGUGGGGCAGAACUUCCGGGGCAUGAUGGUGUCGCUGCAGAAGCGGUACGGCUUCGAUAUGACGCCGGCCGAGCUGGAUGACUACGUGCGGCGCGAGGAGGACGUGGUGAUUGCCAAGCUGCGCGAGAAACUCGUCGCCUGCCCGGGCGUCGACGACGUGCUAACCAAGCUGGCCGCGUCCGGGAAGUACAAGCUGGCCGUCGUGAGCAGCUCCGCGCUGCGCCGUGUCAAGGCCAGCGUCGAGAAGGUCGGCCAGGCCAAGUACUUCGGCGACGACAUCUACAGCGCCGCGACCAGCCUGCCGACGCCAACGAGCAAGCCUGACCCGGCUAUCUACCUGCAUGCGAUGAAGCAGCUGGGGAAGACGGCCGACGAGUGCGUGGCGGUCGAGGACAGCAAGAGCGGGACGCUCAGCGGCACGAGGGCUGGCCUCAAGGUCAUCGGCUAUGUUGGGCCGUACGCGGAGGGCGAGAGGGAAAAGAUGACCAAGAUCCUGAAGGAGGCGGGUGCCGUGGUGAUUAUGCAGCAUUGGAGCGAGUUCGAGGACUGCUUGGCGAAGAUCGACAGCGGCGAGGUGUAGCAUGCCUGUUCGCUUGAUUUGAGUCAGAUUCUUUGGUCCUGACGGUAAGGUGUUUUGAGAAGAGCGUGAUUAAGCGCCAUUGUGUUGUUUAUCUCAGGCUCGGAGCAUUGAUGGAUAGAUGGAAGACAGCUAUUUAAACUAUU
Molecule: messenger RNA, 1278 nt
Organism: Chaetomium strumarium
Lineage: Eukaryota; Fungi; Ascomycota; Sordariomycetes; Sordariales; Chaetomiaceae
Product: HAD-like domain-containing protein
Exons: 2
Coding region: 167-1135 (322 amino acids)
Molecular function (GO): hydrolase activity
Source: RefSeq, a predicted model, not a curated record